This is a messenger RNA of Bipolaris maydis ATCC 48331, 546 nucleotides long. RefSeq lists its product as uncharacterized. Gene Ontology annotation, biological process: mitochondrial electron transport, NADH to ubiquinone. Lineage: Eukaryota; Fungi; Ascomycota; Dothideomycetes; Pleosporales; Pleosporaceae. The record is from RefSeq and is a predicted model, not a curated record.
CGCAAUAGCGAGAGCCAUUGCGGCCACGAACCACGUCUUGCAUCGCCGCCAUGAGUACCAAAACACAUGUCCUACGCCUCUACAGGCGGUCCCUCAAGCUCGCCCUCGACUGGAGCGUCCAUCGAUACCUCUGGCGCGGACAGGCUCUGUACAUCCGUGAGCUUUUCGAGGCCAAGAGAAACGUUACCGAGCCCCGCCAAAUGAGGGACUUGAUCAAGGAGACAGAGGAACUCCUUGAGAAGUGGAAGCACCCAGACCCUUACCGCCCACCCACGGCCCCCGGAGGUUCAAAGUACGAGCGCAACCUGGCUUGCCCAAUUACCGAACCUCCACCAAAGAUGAUUUUGUAGUGUUUGCGACGAGGACUGUGUCCGGGUCAACUUGUACAUAUUACAGCGACAGUGCUACAUAACAGUAGCACGCAAUAUCAAAGUAAAAGAAGGACAAGGCCCGUUUCACUCAUACUGCGCCUCUAUCUCCAGGCGCCGCGCAUUUCUUCUUUCCUCGUGUCAUGAUUAUUGUGUCUAGAUGGCACGCUAGUUGACG